Molecule: messenger RNA, 727 nt
Organism: Drosophila virilis
Lineage: Eukaryota; Metazoa; Arthropoda; Insecta; Diptera; Drosophilidae
Source: RefSeq, a predicted model, not a curated record
CAAUAAGUAGCAGUCCUUGAAUUAGUCAGGCAACAUUGACGACUGCUCCGAGACUGAGCCGAAAACUUCGAAAGCAUAUAUCGAUUCAGAAAUUUGGCUCAUGAUGCAGCUACAUUUGCUGUGCAUUUGGUGGCUAAGCCAAUGUUUAGCAUUGACAAUAAACGGACAUUGCCUCAGGCAAUCGCUGCGUGCGGAAGCAGCAGCUGAGGUGCUUGCCGCACGCCACAUGUGGCAGCCAUCGCGGCCAGCCACUCCCUGGUUGGCCGACACAGGCAGCUGCGCGGGCCCAACAGCUUUGCGGCGCACAGCUGACAGCCAUGUGGCAGCAGGCAACCAGCUGCAUGGCUCCAAUGCAACAGUCGCCUGGACAGCGGCUCCCGCGGUGAGCAGGGCUAAUUAUGUCUAUCAAUGCGCCGCCAAGCGUGUGGCAGAUCCAUCGCCAGAUUCGACCGCAGCCAAAGCCAAAAGCCCUUCCCAGCAACUGCGGCAGCAGCAGCAACAGUUGACAGUGCCUGCAUUUGUGCUGCAGCUGGCCAAUAUUUGGAAUGGAACUUAAGCACGACAAGAAAUCAAGUUGAGAUUCGCUUAUUCAACUAUAUUUUAUAGCAUUUUUAUUAUUGUGCUACAUGCCAAGUAUUAUAUUUAUAAAAGCUGUUGUUAGUUCAAUGUUAAAUAUAUAGCCACGAUUUAGCCACAAGAGGCUAGAAAGAAACACACUUGAAGAUAA